AUGACUCUGUCAGCGCAAAAUCUCCUGCGUCUCAUCCAACUCAUUUACGAGCUUGUACCGAGCCUAUCUUUUGGCGUUGUUGCCACCGGAGAAUACGCCAGCCACAGUUCUCACACUUCACUUUGCAAAGGGUUCUUCACAGCGCAGGUGCUCAAUCAACAGCUGGGCAGCCACAACAAACUCUUGUGUUCUGUUCCGCAAAAGAUGCUCUACACCCCGUCCGCAUACAAGAACGUCAACGCGGCCAGCUACGCCGUCUCCAGCCCGGACGGAGCCAAGCGCCACAUGGUCUCGGGUCCAUUGCCUCGUCGCCGGGACAGCGCGCCGUUGCCAGGCUUGGUGUCCCUGCUGCAGCAGCAGCAGCGGAAUCCCCAAGAAGCCUUCAUGCUUUCCCCACACUCGCUCCAAAUUGCGCAAGCCAAUCGAGUCACCACGCCCAGCACCAGCAGUGAAAGCGGCUCGGAAAAGAUUACUUACAACAGUACAUUAUACCGACCGAAGAUCGAGAUCAACCCGGUCUCCGAGCAAGGGCUGCAAGCCCGAAAAGUCGCGGCUUCAAAUAUUGCCGCUUCACUUGCGCCAACUUCGACGGUUUCAUCUUCAGUUGCCGCCCCGAUUGUGAAAUCCUCGCGGUAUUUGCGCGAAAUGGACCGUCGCGCCAUUUUAUCUCGCAUCGAGCAAGGUGAAAAGCAAUCGGCACUGGCAAAAGAGUACAAAGUGAGCCGUGCGGCCAUUUGCAACUUGAACAAGCACAGAGAUGAAGUGUUGUCCAGAAGAGAUGGCAACCCGCUGGCGAAACACCCAAAGAAGCCGCGUCCGAAGACGUUGAAAACGAAGCUGGGCAAAACUGGCUGGUCUCCUACCAUGAGAGAAAACUUGCCACAAGAGCAACAAGGAGUGUACGAGGUCAAAUCACGAGCGGCGGCGCUACUUCUCACGACAUUGAGGAAGAAACACGCCACUGUGAGUGAGUUCCGACGCUCUAGCGACCGUCUCAUGCGUAUUGUGAUGGAGGAGGCCUUGGCUCACGUGCCGGUCAAGACGGUGGGGAUUUUCCUACCCAACCACAGCAAAUCGGACGGUGUGGCACUGGAGCACCCACCGUGUGCCGUCUCCAUGGAGCCUGCAGGUUGCCCUAUGCUGGAUCUUUUCCACUUGAUGGAGCCAGAUCAACCCACGGGCUACGUGAGUUUUGGCGAUAUGUCAGCAUCCCCCAGUGAUUCUCAGACGCGAGACGUGCAAGCCAAAAUUUGUGGCAACAGACUACCCAGUAGUCUAAAUUAUCACAACGUCUUUAUUAUGGAUCACGUGGUUACCUCUGCAGAGGUGGUGAUUGCCGUAGUGAGACGGUUGCAGGAGCACGGCGCAGUGGAGGCCAUGAUCUCCCUCGUGUCUCUGAUUACGACCCCAGAAGCGGUGGAAAAGAUUUAUGCUGUUUUCCCAGCAUUGAAAAUUGUGGUGGCACAAGUGGAUAAUGGAGGCCAAGAGCUGGCAGCGCCAUCCCCAGUCGGACCCGUUGAUAUCGAGGCCAUGCGCAUGCGUGCAUCGACCACCGACAUGAUUUUGGAUCGACUGGAACAAGUUUACCACGGACUUUCACCAGCCACUCCAUACUGACAAAAAAACUUGAAAUUUGAGUUCCUAGGUAAAAUGACGUAAAAUUUGAUGUACACUAACUAAUAAAGGUGAAAAAAAAAA
Phytophthora infestans T30-4 is the source of this 1698-nucleotide messenger RNA. RefSeq lists its product as uncharacterized. The transcript is spliced from 2 exons. Lineage: Eukaryota; Oomycota; Peronosporomycetes; Peronosporales; Peronosporaceae. The record is from RefSeq and is a predicted model, not a curated record. The coding region runs from base 1 to 1617 and encodes 538 amino acids.